AUGAAAGAAAGGAACCAAAGGAUGGAAGAAGAAAUUAAGAAAUCUGAACUUCUCAACAAAAUAAUUAUCACUCCAACCAUUACAUCAGCCACAUCUGAAGUCGAUGGACGAUCCAUAUGGGUCGGCAACGUAGACUAUGGGGCUACAUUGGAAGGUUUGAAUAAACACUUCGAACAAUGUGGUGUCAUAAUGAGAACGAAAAUUCUACGUGACAAAAUUAGCGGCAAGUCUAAG
Helobdella robusta is the source of this 234-nucleotide messenger RNA. RefSeq lists its product as hypothetical. The record is from RefSeq and is a predicted model, not a curated record. Lineage: Eukaryota; Metazoa; Annelida; Clitellata; Rhynchobdellida; Glossiphoniidae. The annotation marks the transcript as partial. The transcript has a single exon. Gene Ontology annotation, molecular function: RNA binding.